AUGGGCCCGUUCAACACAAAUCGUGAGAAUCGAAGUGAUGCACCGCGUCGGCUUGUCCUUUGCUUUGACGGCACUGGGAACAGCUUUCAGGCGAACGAGUCAGAUACAAAUGUCGUUAAAAUAUACGAUAUGUUGAAUCGUUUUGACAAGAACCAGUUCCAUUACUAUCAGCCCGGAAUUGGCACGUUUGAUAUUGGCUCAAGUCACUCGGGGACAACAUUCAUAGAGCGAGUAAGAACCAGUAUUGGAGCGAUGAUGGACCAAGCUAUCGGCACCACCUUCGAAUACCACGUAUCUGCUGGUUACAAAUUCUUGAUGAGAUUUUACUCCCCUGGUGAUGCAAUAUACAUCUUCGGAUUCUCUCGUGGGGCAUAUACUGCGAGGUUCCUGGCGGAGAUGAUCAACGUCAUAGGCCUCCUGUCCCAGGGAAAUGAAGAUAUGAUUCGCUUUGCUUUCCAAUCCUUCAGCGAAGUUCAACGGAAUCGGGGCAAGAUUAACAAGAGCACGAAAGAGGUUGAGCAGGAACGAUACCUUGAACACUUCAAGCGAACCUUUUGUCGUCGCAAUGUUAAGGUUUAUUUCCUGGGUCUUUUUGACUGUGUGAACAGUGUCGGGCAAUUUGAAGUUCCUUUCCGGCGACAAUCAUACCGCUAUAUUGCAACGCCCCCUGCAGUUCACAUCCGUCAUGCAGUUUCCAUUCACGAACGCCGGCUCAAGUUCAAACCAGCACUUUUCCUAUUCGAGAAGGAACAUCAAGAUUCUGACAUCCAGGAAGUAUGGUUUGCAGGAAAUCACUGCGAUGUUGGCGGAGGGUUUCACUACGAAGGCCCUGGGAAGCAUCUUCUGUCCGAUAUCCCGUUGGCAUGGAUGGUCGACCAAGUCAACUCCCUCGAUGAUCAACCUGCCGGCAAACUAGCAUUUGACCAGGAGACCAUUAUUAGAAGAGGCCACAUGAAGGCAGGCCGUACACCUAUGCUACUACCAACCCACGGCCUAUCUUCCCAUACUCCACGGGAAUCUAUUCUAAGAGAACGGAGACCGCACGACUUCCUAACCUUCGACCGUGGCGUAACACGCUUCGCAACGUUAAUGUGGUGGAUUCUAGAAAUCCUCCCUCUUUUCACCCGCCUGGAACUCGAACACGGAGAAUGGAUCCCACGCUACUGGCCUCCGAAUCUCGGGGCCACCCGUGACAUACCCCGGGAUGCCAAAAUUCAUGCUUCCGUAGCACAGAUGUAUAAGGCCGGUGUACUUACCGAAAUGCCUCGGCUUGGUGGUGACCUACCUCCCUUUCUAGAGGAUCCAAUAAUGCUUAUACAGUCAUUACCUUUUUUACUCUUUCACCUGCUGAAGCCGUGGAACUGGACCUACCGCUGGAGGAAACACAAACCAAUUGCUCCAAAGACGCAAGAGGCCAUCAAAAAGAAAGUAACAAGGGUGGUAGAAUCGCAUGGAGCUCGAUCAUGGAGUUGGACCUAUUGA
This is a messenger RNA of Blastomyces dermatitidis ER-3, 1482 nucleotides long. RefSeq lists its product as uncharacterized. The record is from RefSeq and is a predicted model, not a curated record. The coding region runs from base 1 to 1482 and encodes 493 amino acids. The transcript is spliced from 4 exons. NCBI's taxonomy places the organism in Eukaryota, Fungi, Ascomycota, Eurotiomycetes, Onygenales, Ajellomycetaceae.